Molecule: messenger RNA, 3284 nt
Organism: Castor canadensis (American beaver)
Lineage: Eukaryota; Metazoa; Chordata; Mammalia; Rodentia; Castoridae
Source: RefSeq, a predicted model, not a curated record
AGAAAGUAUCCCCUUAGGUAGUCAGGAGGUCCUCUGACAUCUGGGCAGGGAAAAUGGAGGUACUGGGUGUGUCUGAGGAGAGGGUGACUGGUAAUUUGUAGAUGCCUGUGGAGAGGUUAUUUCCGAAGAGUUGAGGGUCCAUGGGGUCUCCACUUUAAGGAGCCAGAAAAUAGGAAAAAAAGAUGAUAGGCCCAAAUUUGUGAACAGAUAAGUAGGAUCUAGGAGGCAAUUAAAGGCCCAGGGAAUUUUAACUUUGCUUCAUUUUAGUUUCAUUUAUUCAGUAAAUAUGUGUCCAUCCUGGGCUAGGUCUUCCUUUGGUUUACAGCCCAGAACCAAUAGGCAAAACCUUUUUCUCCUUCAGGGUUGUAGUCUGGUGGGAACCAUACAUUAGAAUAAUUAAUUUUAAGGGUUACGAAUGACACCACAGGGGAAAUACAGACUUGGGAAUCUUAGGAAUAUGUUUAUCCAUUUCCUGUGAUUAGAAAACUUCCCUGAAGAAAGGUUUCUUUUAAUCUGGGUUUUGAAGGAUAAAAAGGUGUUAGUUGGACUGGUGUUCUAGGUAAGAAACACUUGUGCAAGUCAGAAAAUGUUGGAAGAACUCAAAGAUGACAGGUAUUGACAGAAUUUAGAGAAUUAUAAACCAUAGAUAUUAAAAGGCAAUGGAAAGCAUUAAAAGUUUUAAACAUUGGUGUAGUGUAAUCAUUGCUUUUAUUUGUAAAGUUUGUUUAUUUGCUGUGCUGGAGAUCAAACCCAAGGGUCUCAUUCCUAUUAGGCAAGUGCUUUACCACACACACAUGUUAUACUAUGGGAAGACUAAUGAAGGAAAGGAAAAGUAGUGAGGCACUACUAAGUAAAUUCCCUCUCCCCUUACUAUUUAUAUAGUUCAUCUAUUGUGUGUCAGACAGUGUUACAAUUAGUGUCGCUAUUUUACAGGUGAAAUUGGGCCCAAAGAGUUUAAGUAACUUGUCUAAUGACACAUAGGUAGUAAGUUAGGGAGCCUUGGCUAAAAACUAGGUUACAUGGGCUCCAGAUUUCCCACUCCUCACAUAAAAUGAAAUGCAUUUUAUUUUAUUUACUGUUGGCGGUACUCCUAGUGAGAGGAACCAAGAGAGAAUGAAAAAAAGUGGACAAUACCAUCCUAUGAGCCACUGAGUGGACGUUAGAGGAGAGGUCAAGGAUGAUUCCAGGUUUCUGUCUUAAGUGACUGUGUGCCUAGUUAUAUUGAGGUAGAGAGCUCCAAAGGAGUGAUGGACUUUGUCAUAUGGGAGAAGGGGAGGGCAGAUGAGUUGUAGUAAACAUACUAACUGCAGUCAAAUGCCCUCACCACCCCUGCCAUCCUGGAAGGCUACAGAAAUCCCCACUCUGCCACUUAUAGCUGUUUGACCUUUUACUUACCUUCUUUGGCCCUCAAUUUUAUUCUCCUUAAAUGAAGAUAAUAACAAAGUCCACUCCAGAGGGUUGUUUUGAGGAUGAAAUGCAAUAAGAGUUGUAAAGGGCUUUGCACUGAGUCAUGCAAAUACAUAGUAAUGUUUAGCAAAUACUACCAAACAUAAAUAAAAGUUGUUUUACGACUCUCCAACUUCCCUAUGAUGAGAACUGUGUCUUCUCUAGCUUUAAAUCUGCACAGAUUGUCUUUCCCUAUUUUCUGUUUUUGGAAAAACAUAACUGAGCUGAAAUGAAUACUAUGUGUGAUCAGUCAACAAAUUUCUGUUGCAGACUCUCUAGACACCAUGUGAGGUGCUAGUUACAGCAGAAAAUUAGAGCUUGGCCCAAGCUUGAGGGAAAGACCUAAUGUGCGAUUAAAUAAGCAAAAAUGGUAAAUUUUUAUAAGGAACAUACUUCAUUUCUGAUAGUGAACUUGAUGAGAGUAAUGGGGAAGGGCUUCCAAAAAUUAGAAAAUAGGGUGGUCAAGUAUGAUCUCUCUGUAAAACGAUCUUUAAAGUGAGAUCUGAACGGAUCAACCAUGUGAAGAGCCCUUUAAGAAGGUACUCCAGAUAGAGGCAAAGGCCUGAGAUGAAAACAAGCUCUUUCUCUUUAGGGAAGAUAAGGAAGGCUAGUGGGGUUGGAGCCAUGUAAGCCAGGAUCGUAAUUCCAAAGGACAUCCUUGGGAGUUCAAGCAGAGCUUGAAAGAUGGGAUCUUCUGUGGACACUGGCGACGAGUGGAGGACUUUGAGCAUGAUUUGGUGAGCCAGUUCAUCUCUUAAGUCGUUCUGAGUUGCUGUGUAGAAAACGGAAUCUAGGAAGCCAAGUAUGGAAGCUGAAAAUCCAUCGCAAAACAUUUGACACGAGAGAAGAGCUUCCUGAUGGCAGUGGAGAACAGUGAGAAGGGGAUGCCUUACGUCCAUCUUCCUGAAAAGCUCUUCAAGGAGUGGCAGUACUUGUCCCUGGAGCUAAGAUGAGGGUUGAUGUCUUCUUAAAAUUCGAGACGAAGUCAUACGGAAGCGACUCCUGAUUGACGGAGAUGGUGCUGGGGACGACCGGAGAAUUAACCUGCUGGUGAAAAGCUUUAUUAAGUGGUGCAACUCCGGUUCCCAAGAAGAGGGCUAUAGUCAGUACCAACGGAUGCUGAGCACGCUGUCUCAGUGUGAGUUUUCAAUGGGCAAAACAUUGCUGGUGUAUGACAUGAACCUCAGAGAGAUGGAGAACUAUGAAAAGAUUUACAAAGAAAUCGAAUGUAGCAUUGCUGGAGCACAUGAAAAAAUUGCUGAGUGCAAAAAGCAGAUUCUUCAGGCAAAACGAAUACGAAAGAAUCGCCAAGAAUAUGAUGCUUUGGCAAAAGUGAUCCAGCACCAUCCAGAUAGGCAUGAGACAUUAAAGGAACUAGAGGCUCUGGGAAAAGAAUUAGAACACCUUUCACAUAUUAAAGAAAGUGUUGAAGAUAAGCUGGAAUUGAGACGGAAACAGUUUCAUGUUCUUCUUAGUACCAUCCACGAACUUCAGCAAACGUUAGAAAAUGAUGAGAAGCUCUCAGAGGUAGAAGAAGCUCAAGAAACAAGCAUGGAAGCAGAUCCCAAGCCAUAGGCAGGCUAAUCACUCAGUAUGCCCAAGGAUAUUAAAAUAGCUACACAACCGUGGUGUGUUUAAAAUCUGUUGUGCUCUUGAGAUAUUUAAAGUUUUGGCAGUGAAAUACUUUUGCUUUUAAAUAUAAAUGCACAUUUCAUUCAUAUUUCUUCACACAAAGGAAAAUGACUUCAGUAUAUAUUUGUUUUUAUUGAAAUGCAUUUUUGAUUCUUAAAAGGUAGGAACCUACUUUCAAAAAUGGUUAAUAAAAUGUUUUUAAGUUG